AUGACUACUGCAAAUGGGGGGACUGAGACUGAGGAGCAAAAGAGAAAAACUAAUGAUCCUUUUCUUAAGCAUGGAGGACACCAAAACAAGCCAAGAUCACCUAGAUUGUGCACACCUAUUAAGAAGGAAUGGUCAGAGGGUUCGCCAAAUGACAAUGUGAUUGGUAAUCAGGAUAAUGGUUUGAAUAGGUAUGUUAUUUCCUUAGCUGGAUCUGAACUUCCUAGUUCUAGUGUGUGUUCUACUAUAGAUUCUGAACACUUUGUUGAAGUGUUUCCUGUUGCUAUUAGGAAUUAUAAGAACAAGAAUACAGACUUAGUUAGCCACCCGCAAAAUUCAAGACAGACAAGGAAUCAAUUGACUAUUGAGUCUAAGUAUGAUGGCUUGAGCAGAGAAGUUGUUCCCAAGGUUGAAGAACAUAUACCAUUCAGAUUAAGCAAAGGACUUAAGAGAAAUAAUUCUGAAAUUUGGGGCCUGAAGCCGCUGUCUGACAAGAGUGUAAAUCAUAACCCACUGAAAGUCUCAGCAGAUAUAAGCAAUAUGGGCAAGACUAUAAUCUCAAACAAUGCACAUCUUAUCAGCAGUAAAAUUGAUAGUACUUCAUCUGCAUAUAAUUAUCCUCAAUUGAUUGUAAAGCAAACAAAGAAGGGAAAGGGGGUUAUUUGUGAAGAUUUAGACAAAAGCUUCAGCAUUGUAGGAACACUUAAGAAUCAGGAGGAUGAGAAACCUUCUUCUUUUGCAGUCAAGUUUCAAUCUGAUAUACUGCUGAGAUCAAAUGUUGAUGAUAAGUCUUUAUUGGAAGGAACUGUAGUGUCUGAUAGCAAUGGAAUCAACUUAAGGGAGUGGCUGAAGACUGAAUGUCAUAAAAUGAAGAAAUUAGGAAAGGUUCAUAUAUUUAAGCAGAUAUUGAAAUCGGUUCAAUUGGCACACUCUCAAGGACUUGUUUUGCUCGACUUUCGACCAUCAUUUUUCACUUUAUUGCCUUCUAGUAAGAUUCAAUACAUUGGUUCAUAUGGCCCACCAGAGUUAGGUGAUGAAGUCAUGACCUGCAAUGUGACUAGGAAAAGGCCUCUGGAAAAGAAUACCUGUGCCUGCCUAUGUUCGAGUACAAAGCAGCAAAAACUAUUUGAGGAGACAGGAUCUUUUAGGCAGCAGCGUCACUGCUCCUGUAUUCAUGGCUUCAGGACAACAGUGAAUCAAACUGACGCUGACACGAUCAGACCCUUGGAAUCAAGGACUAAAGUAAGUAUGUGCCAAAAUGGUACUAGUUGUCAAGGUACGGGUACCAAAGAAAACCUGUUUCCGUCUGCUAUCAAUCAGUUAGAAAAGCAGUGGUAUUUUAGUCCAGAAAUGCUGAACGAUGGAGUCUGCACAAUGUCAUCUAAUAUUUAUAGCCUUGGAGUUCUUCUUUUUGAGUUGCUCUGCAAUAUUGAGUCAUGGGAGGCCUAUUCAACUGCAAUGUUGGAGUUGUGCCAUAGAAUCUUACCACCUAAAUUUCUAGCAGAAAAUCCAAUGGAAGCUGGCUUUUGUCUUUGGCUUCUGCAUCCUGACCAGUCCUCUCGUCCCAAUGCCAGGUCAUGCUACCAUAGUAAGCACCUUGGAACUUCUUGGUUGGCUCUUCGGAAACGAAAGGUCAUUCUUGAAUCUGAAUUUAUACGCCAAUUAGAGGAAUCAAAUUUUAUAGAUGAUGUUGGAAUAUCUGAUGAUGAGGCUGAAACAGAGAAAUUACUAUAUUUUCUGACUUCACUCAAAGAAGAAAAGAUAGAACAGGCAGCCAAGUUGGAAGAAGAGCUAAAUUUCUUGAAUGAAGAUAUUCAGGAGGUAGAAAGAAGUCAUUCAUUUGGGACAGAUUCGGUAUUUCCUUUAGCAAAAAUGAACAGUUCUGAAGUGAGAGAGAACAAUUUACAUUUUCAAGAUUGUUCUAGUUCAGACAUUAGUAGAUCCAUUCAAAGGUCAUUUGGUGAUGAAUAUAGAUUUAUGAGUAACAUAAAUCAGCUAGAAAAUUCUUACUUUUCUAUGAGAAUCAGAGUCCUGCCAAAAGAGACUUCAUCUAUUUCAAGCAAUGAUAAAAAUUUGAUGGAAAGUAGAUGGAGGAUGCCUCAAGUAGAGCAUCCUAAUAAGGAGCCUAGAAGAAUUCAAACUUCUGUUGGUUGUCUAGGAUCCUUCUUUGAAGGUUUAUGCAAGUUCGCUCGGUACAGCAAGUUUGAAGAGUGUGGCAGACUAAGAAAUAGAGAUCUGCUUAGUUCUUCCAAUGUAAUGUGUGCUUUAAGUUUCGACCGUGAUGAGGAUUAUAUUGCAGCGGGAGGAGUUUCAAAGAAAAUCAAGAUUUUUGACCUCAAUGCUAUUUCAAGUGAUUCUGUUGACAUCCAGUACCCAGUGGUUGAGAUGUCAAAUAAAUCAAAGCUUAGUUGUGUGUGCUGGAACACUUACAUAAAAAAUCAUCUGGCAUCUACUGACUAUGAUGGUGUGGUUCAGAUGUGGGAUGCAGACACUGGUCAGCCAUUGUCCCAAUACAUGGAGCACCAGAAGAGAGCAUGGUCUGUUCAUUUUUCUCAGUCAGACCCAAAAAUGUUUGCUAGUGGAAGUGACGACUGCUCUGUCAAAUUGUGGAAUAUCAGCGAGAGAAAUUCUCUGGGAACCAUCUGGAACCAUGCCAAUAUAUGCUGUGUUCAGUUCUCUUCUUACUCAACAAAUCUUUUAUUUUUUGGAUCAGCUGAUUACAAGGUUUAUGGUUAUGAUCUUCGUCACACUAGGGUUCCGUGGUGCACAUUACCUGGUCAUGGCAAAGCUGUUAGCUAUGUAAAAUUUAUAGAUGCUGAGACAGUUGUCUCUGCUUCCACUGACAACUCUUUGAAGCUUUGGGACCUGAAGAAAACCAGCUCUUCUGGUUUGCCAUCUGAUGCAUGUGUCUUAACCUUUAAAGGUCAUAGUAAUGAAAAGAAUUUUGUGGGACUAUCUGUUUUGGAUGGAUACAUUGCAUGUGGUUCAGAAUCUAAUGAGGUGUACUGUUAUUACAAAUCACUGCCAGUGCCAAUUGCUACUCACAAAUUUGAGUCAAUUGAUCCCAUUUUGGGUCAUCUAAAUAGUGGUGAUAAUUAUGGACAGUUUGUGUCUAGUGUUUGCUGGAGAAAGAAAUCAAAUAUGCUUGUUGCCGCCAACUCAGUUGGAAUUGUGAAACUGUUGCAGAUGCUGGAGCUUGCAACUUCUCUUUCAAUAUCAUGUGACUAG
This is a messenger RNA of Sphenostylis stenocarpa, 3225 nucleotides long. The record is from the annotation of a GenBank genome assembly. Lineage: Eukaryota; Viridiplantae; Streptophyta; Magnoliopsida; Fabales; Fabaceae.